Messenger RNA from Trypanosoma theileri, 2400 nucleotides. RefSeq lists its product as uncharacterized. The transcript has a single exon. Lineage: Eukaryota; Euglenozoa; Kinetoplastea; Trypanosomatida; Trypanosomatidae. The coding region runs from base 1 to 2400 and encodes 799 amino acids. The record is from RefSeq and is a predicted model, not a curated record.
AUGAGUAUAUUAACCUCUCACUUCACAGCAUUAAUGAAUGAGGAAUGCGGUGUCUUUCUGUAUACCCGUGAUGAGGUACUUCAAUAUAUUAAAUCCCUUUUACAGCCUUUGUAUAAUAAUGGCUCUCUUACGGUUGAAUAUUUUGUGUUUGUGGCUAAGCAGACAUUAUUAUUUGUAAUGAGUGCAGCCAAUCUCGGUGUACGGCGUUACUCCAAAGCCUUUAUUACUCAGGUGGUACAACUACAAUUAAUCCAUCUACUACCACAACAACAGGAACAAAAGGAAAAAAAGGAAAAGGAGGAAAAGGAAAAGAACAAGUCUCAUCCCUUUCUCUACAGAAAUGAUGAAAGUAUUCCCCAUGAAAACGGUAACCAUUCUAAUGGCAACGAUGAGAAGAUUCACCCUCUUUGUAUGGAAACCACUCUUCAGCAGAAAAAACAACAACAACAAGAAGAAGAAGGGGUGAAUAAUAAGAAGAGUUCUAUAAGAAUACAUCCAUUAUCUCCAACUUCUCUUAUGAGGCAACUAAUCCCAUCAUCACGAUCAUCUUCAUCAUCAUCUUCUUCUUCAUCGUCGUUGUGUUGCUCCUCCUCAUGGCCGUUCAUUUUACCGCAGCAAACCAUUAGCACCACUACCGGUGUUGGGUAUAAUAAUAAUAAUAAUAAUAAUAAUAAUAAUAAUAAUAAUAAUAAUAAUAAUACCAUCCCAACACCCCUUGCCGUCUCUCAUCAAUACAGAAGAAAGAGUAUGAUUCCACUUCAUUUAAACCCUGCAGAGGUACUACACUCUGGGGUAAUGAAGGGAACAGUAAAGAGGAAGAUGGUAAGAGUAACGCCAUCUCCGGUUCUUCAUAUUAAGGAUGAUGUUCUUCUUUCAUCUGGUGAUCAUCCUCAUCUUGUUGUGGAUGGUCUUUUAUCGAAUCUCCCCACUUCUUCCAAACAACAAGAAGAACAAGAAAAACAAGAAGAAAAAAACUACAAGGGGAAAAACGAAGGAGGAAAUGAAGGGAAGGAGCAGCAGUGGGUAGAGAAUGAGGAUGCCACACUCUUUAGUCUCCUGCGUCAGCUUCGUGAGCGAAUAGAAUCUAUGGAUCCUAAUGAAAAAGAAACACCACUUCACCUCCCAAAGCGAAAUCCAUCUCCUCUUAAAAAUAACCCAAAAGUCUCUGAUACUAAUGAUAGUAGUUCUUUCGUAGGCGCUCUAACUCCUAUCUCUGUUAUCAAACCUAUCUCAUCUGUGUUGGAUGUUGUGAACACUACUCUUGAUCGGCGGGAUUUUAUGCAGCAGUGGGCUCUGGAACGACAGGAACUUCUUCGUAGUGAGGAACAUGCUUUCAUAUCACUUUUACUGCAAUUACAACAGUCCCUUAUUUGGGGACUCUUUAGUCACAUUUCUUUAGUGAGAAAAGAUUCUCGGGAACUUUUGACGUCACCACCACCACCUACCACCCCUCCACCAAAAACGCAGUUCACAUCGAUUAGUCCAUAUAAUGCUAUCAAUGACAAUAAUGAAGAUGGUAAGGAUAACGAUAAUGAUGAUAACUCUAUAGGAAAUGAUAGUAGAAAGUCUUUUAUACAGCAUACUGAAAUAUUAGAUGGAAAGAAAAUGACAGUUGGACACACUACAGGGGCCAAGUCUUUGUACAUAAACCGGUUCCUUCGCCGUGAGAACCCUUCAAAUGAGACGACUCCAAUUCCUCAAAUAAUGCGUCAUGGUGGUAACAAUAGUAGUAGUAGUAUUAGCCAUAAUAAGGAAAUGCCUGUGGAAGAAGAUGAAAAAAAAAAGAAAAAAAGAUCCACAAUUCUAAUAAAUCAGAAUGAAACUCCAAUAUCGACUCCACAGCGUAUGGUGUCUUUUGUUCCUUUGGUUGAGAAAAGGGGUGAAUUUGACCUUGUCCAAUCUCCAGCGCGACGUCAGUCACAGGAAACCGUAUUUCUUCGUCAUCGAACGUCAACUCCACAAAAGACACGUUCCACAACUAGAUCAGCUUCUUAUGAAAUAUUGCAAAGGGGGACCUAUCGUCUGCAUUCCCCCAGGGUUGCGAACCCCGGUCGUGGCGUAGAAAUAGUGCUGCCAACGAAAAGAACAGCUUCUUUUACGAGACAACAACAACAACAAGAACAACAGCAACGCCUUGAAGGAAAAAAACGAAGUGCGAGCAAAGAUAGAGCAGGGAUGGAUCGAGGAGCAGUAGUGGAAUACCUUCGCCAGUUGUUGCAACCCGCCUACAACAGCGGUGCUCUCUCAGCUGCGCAGAUGAGUGGUAUUGUGAGACGGGUCUCUGUCAGACUUUACAAUGGCAACUCAAAUAACUGUAGCGUAGCCGAGGCAGAGUGGAAGCAUAAUCUCCGGGUGCAGGUGGGGAAACUUCUGGGAGAAGCACUUAUCGGAAAGACGUAA